Messenger RNA from Vicugna pacos (alpaca), 2977 nucleotides. Lineage: Eukaryota; Metazoa; Chordata; Mammalia; Artiodactyla; Camelidae. The record is from RefSeq and is a predicted model, not a curated record.
GAGAGAGGAGAGAGACGGACUGAGAAAAGGCCCUGGGAGGAGAAGGAGGAGAAGGCAAAGCGGAGGGGGAGGAUGGGAAGGGCAGAGCCAGGGAGAAGCACACGGAGGCAGGAGGAGAUGGAGACCAGGUAACAUCGGAGCCGAGAGUGGGACCGAGCUGCGAGCGGCAGCAGAAAGGGACCGCGGGACGUUGAGAGAGAACCAGAAAGGUGGACAUGGUGCGGGAGACAGUGAGAGCAGCACAGAUCGAGCCCUGGACAGGGGCGUAGGCUCUCAGGUGCACAGGCUCAGCCCAGGGAUGGGGAGGGCGGGUGCUGGUCCCGCCGCCUGGCAGGCCUGGCCCCUCCCACUUACCGGCCGGCUGUAGCCAAGCCCCUUCCUUACCCCUCUCUGGAGCUCAGCCUUCCCACCUGCAAAAUGGGGGUGCUCAGGGCACCGAGUGCGCCUGCCUACAAGGUGACAGGGGCCUGGGGCGGAAUCAGCGCUCAGGGUCUGGUAGCUGUCAGUGUUGUAAAUGAUGAGAGGCCAAAAGAAGGGACGAGAGUAGGGGAGAAAAUAUCCAGAAAGACUUUGAAGGUUUUCUAUACCGUGGGCAGCCUCCACCCUGGUCUUGGAUUGCUAUAUCUGACAGGUAGGUGGGGAGCCAUGUUGCCCAAGGGGCCAGACUCCAAAACAGGUGAGGUUCCCUCUGACCCGGCCUCCAGGAAGCCAGGCUGUGCCUUCUCCAAGGAGGCAGGCCUAGCUGGACUCCCGGGUUUGAGGGAGGGGGCUGGGGGCCUGGCCUCCUGGGUCCCCUGGGGAGAACGGGUCUGUGGACUUGGACUUCUGAGUCUGAGGGAGGAGGGAGCCUGGAUUCCAGGGACCUUUGGGGAGGAAGGGUCCAGGGGCCUGAACUCUUGGGUCCGUAGUGAGGAAGAGGCCGAGGGACUGAUUCCUGGGUUCCUUGGGGAGGAGGGGGCCGGGGGCCCGGAAUCCUGGGUCCUGGCACCCACCCGUAGAACCGACCUUGCGGGGCCUUCGCCGCACACAAGCUCGUGUCUGUGGGUCCGUGUCGGGGGCUCACCAUCGCGGCUGGGGCCUCCCCGGCCCUCCCCGCCCUCCCUGGCCCUCCGGGUCCCCGUCUGUCCGUCCAUCCGUCUGUCUGUCCACCUGCCGCGCCCCCCGGGCUGAGGUAGGAGGUUGUAUAGUUGAGGAGGACACCCACGGAGAUCACUAUACGGCCUCCUAGCUUUCCCCAGGCUGCGCCCUGCACGGGACGGCCGGGCGGGGACCCCCGACCCGGCUGCCCAACCCGCCGGGCUCAGGGGGCUGCUGCAGGGACCCAGGGAGGAGGAGCUGGGCUGCCCCUCCUGUCCUCUCCCCUGCAUUCUUUCCUCCCUCUUCCCUCAAAGAGUUUCUCUCCCAUCAAGAAAUCUCUGUUUUGCUUUCUCGCUCUGUCUCUCCAUCCUCCGUGGAGUCUGCACUGUGGCCUCUCAGGCUCUGCCUCCAUCCGCCUCUCACUGUGCUUUCUGGGUCUCGGACCCUCCCGAUUUCUCUCUGUGGCUCACUUUCUGUCUUUCGGGCGCUCGAGGUGUCUCUGUGUCAUGUCCAUUUCCACCACACCCCCUUGCUCCACCCCAGGGCCUGGCGGGCCCCCCUGCACACCGCACUGCCGGCCUCUGGGUCCCUGAGACCCUUUAACCUGUGAGGACGUCCAGGGUCACAGGUGAGGUUCUUGGGAGCCUGGCGUCCGGCCCAACCACAAGCCUGGGGAUUGCUGGCCUAACCCCUGACCCCUGACCCCGCACAUCCUUCCCCCUUCCUCCCUCAAAACCCUGAACCUGACAUCUGAUAGGCAACUGAAACCCGACCUCUGACCCCGUAUCAUGAGCCCCUCCCCCACCCUGUGGUGACCUCACAAAAGUCACCAGCUUCUCCCCAGGCCAAGACCCUCCGCUAUGGCCCUGCUGGUCCCAGCAAGCUCUGUCCUGUCUGCCCUAGUGGCCCUGACGGUCUUCAGGGCCUCCGCCUGGGCCUGUCUCCUCUGCUUCACGUCCUACAAUGAGCGCCUCCAAAUCUGCCAGAUCUUCGCAGGCCUGGAGAGCCCCAACCUCGGGAAGUGUGAGGAGGCCUUCACGGACGCCUUUAAGGGCCUCCUGGACACAGAAAUCAACUACGAUGAGCGAGGCCACUUGCACGAUGCCUUCACCCAGAUGACCCACUUCCUCCAGGAGAUGGCCACCGCCCAGGGGUCCUUUCGGGUCGCCUUCCCUGAUGCCGCAAAGAAAAUGCAAAAGGUUAUAUUACAGCUUAAAGAAGCCCAAGCCUGCAUCCCUCCCUGUGGACUCCAGGAGGUCGCCCGGCGUUUCCGCUGCCGCGGGUGCUACUCCACGGUCUGCGACCUCCCGCUGGACUGCCCAGUUAAGGACGUGACAGUGACUCGGGGUCAACAGGCUAUGUUCUCUUGCACUGUGAACUUCCAGCUGCCGAAGGAAGAGAUCACCUAUUCCUGGAAGUUCGCAGGAGGUGGAAUCCGGACUCAGGACCUGUCCUAUUUCCGGGAGAUUCCGCGGGCCCAAGGAUACCUGGCGCGGAUCCGGCCAGUGCAGCCCACGCACGGCGGGACCUUCUCUUGCGUGAUCACGCACGACCAGCGACCCCUGGCGCGGCUCUACUUCUUUCUUAACGUGACGGGGCCGCCGCCUCGCGGGGAGACGGAACUCCAGGUCUCUUUUCGGGAAGUGUUGCGCUGGGCGCCUCGGGAGGCGGAGAUGAUCGAACCCUGGAGACCGAGCCUGGGCGAGCUGCUGGCCAGUCCCGAGGCUCUGACGCCGGGCAACCAGUGCCUGCUCGCGGCCGCUGUGGCGUUAGCAUCAGCCGGUGUGACCGUGCUGGCGUGGAUAUUCUUUCGAUGGUACUUAAGCAGCAGCUAACAAAGGUAUAUUUUUCUUCCUUAUCCGAUUUCCAUCCCUAAAAUAAAGAAUAUAUUUCAGCUCUC